GAAGGGAGGGGGCCCCAGACAGACAGCGUGGCCGCAUUGUCGCAGUAACACAACUUGUCCAGUCGACCAACAUUUCAGCUUCUCACAACAUCAUCAGCUGGAGCCUCUCUGACUGGACAUGCUGGUAUCGUUUUAUUCUCUGUUACUGUAAACCUUACUGUCUACGUUAAAAGAGGAUUUGCUGUCGGCGUGGAGUACGGCUGCACUCGCGGAUAGCUGGUGCAGAAGCUGAUAGACAGAUAACAGCUUGCUUCGCCCGGCGCCGGGAGCCACCAACCGGCCGCUGGGGACAGGAGGGGUUGGCUAGCUGGAAGCUAGCUGACUUUAGCCAGGAAUAUCCUUGCACCCCAGCGACCUCAAACAGCUUUGACGCCCAAUCAUACGGUGACAGCGUGAAGAUGGAUUAAAACAUGAAGGGUGGAACUGUCCAGCCAUCAAAAUAGGAGGGGUGUCUCUCAAAGGUUGUGCUUUGCAGUUAAACUGUGUAGCUGUGCUGAGAGACCGAGAGGAAGAUGCCACCCAGGCCAUCAUCAGGGGAACUAUGGGGCAUCCACUUGAUGCCUCCCAGGAUCCUGGUGGACUGCCUGCUGCCCAAUGGGAUGAUUCUGACCCUUGAGUGUCUCCGUGAGGCCACGCUUAUUACCAUCAAACAUGAGCUGUUCAAGGAGGCCAGAAAAUAUCCUCUUCAUCACCUCUUACAGGAGGAGACAUCCUACAUCUUUGUCAGUGUUACACAGGAAGCUGAACGAGAGGAAUUUUAUGAUGAGACCCGCAGACUUUGUGACCUCCGACUCUUCCAACCUUUCCUCAAAGUUAUUGAACCAGUCGGCAAUAGAGAGGAAAAGAUCCUCAACAGAGAGAUAGGUUUUGCCAUUGGUAUGCCUGUGUGUGAGUUUGAUCUUGUGAAAGAUUCUGAGGUUCAGGAUUUCAGGAGAAACAUCUUAAAUGUCUGUAAAGACUCAGUGGAGUUGAGAGAUGCCAGUGGACCCCACAGCAGAGCGCUGUAUGUUUACCCACCCAAUGUGGAAUCGACACAAGAACUUCCCAAACACAUCUAUAGCAAACUUGACAAAGGUCAGAUUAUUGUUGUAAUAUGGGUGAUUGUUUCCCCAAACAAUGACAAGCAAAAGUAUACACUGAAGAUUAACCACGACUGUGUGCCUGAACAGGUAAUUGCAGAGGCCAUUCGUAAGAAGACACGCAGCAUGCUACUUUCCCCUGAGCAGCUGAAGAUGUGUGUUCAGGAAUAUCAGGGUAAAUACAUCCUCAAGGUUUGUGGCUGUGAUGAAUACCUGCUGGAGAAGUACCCCAUCAGCCAGUAUAAGUAUAUCCGUAGUUGCAUCAUGCUGGGCAGGAUGCCUAACCUGAUGCUAAUGGCUAAAGACAGCCUGUACUCACAGUUGCCUACAGAUAACUUUGUCAUGCCAUCAUACUCUCGACGCAUCUCUACGGCAACGUCAUAUAUGAACGGCGAGGCAGCUUCCAAGUCGCUAUGGACCAUCAAUGGGACUCUACGAAUACGAAUUCUUUGUGCCACAUAUGUUAACGUGAAUAUACGAGACAUAGACAAGAUAUAUGUGAGGACGGGCAUUUACCAUGGAGGGGAACAAAUGUGUGAUAAUGUCAACACACAGCGAGUACCCUGCUCUAAUCCCAGAUGGAAUGAGUGGCUCACCUAUGACAUGUACAUCCCAGACAUCCCCCGCGCUGCAAGACUCUGCCUCUCAAUCUGCUCUGUCAAAGGCAGAAAGGGAGCCAAAGAGGAGCACUGUCCGCUUGCCUGGGGUAACAUCAACCUGUUUGAUUACACCCACACUUUGGUGGCUAACAAGAUGGCGCUGAACCUGUGGCCCGUCCCUCAUGGCCUUGAAGACCUCCUAAACCCCAUUGGGGUCACUGGAUCCAACCCCAAUAAAGAAACGCCAUGUCUGGAGUUGGAGUUUGACCAUUUUAGCAGUCCUGUCAAAUAUCCAGAUAUGAAUACAGUAGAAGAUCAUGCAAACUGGAUCAUCUCCAGGGAACUGGGGUUUAACUUCAACCUCUCGGGACAGAGUAAUCGUGUGGCCAGAGAUCACGCUCUGACAGAGAGUGACACUGAACAGCUGAGACAGCUGAGUAACAGGGACCCUCUGUCAGAAAUCACUGAACAGGAGAAAGACUUCCUCUGGAGACACAGGCACUACUGCAUGAACAUCCCAGAGAUCCUUCCCAAGAUCCUUCUUGCUGUUAAAUGGAACUCCAAAGAUGAAGUAGCACAGAUGUACUGUCUGUUGAAGGAAUGGCCGUCUAUCCGUCCCGAGCAGGCCAUGGAGCUGCUGGACUGUAACUAUCCCGACCCCAUGGUCAGGCAUUUUGCUGUACGCUGCCUCGACAAAUACUUGACUGAUGAUAAAUUGUCCCAGUAUCUGAUCCAGCUUGUACAGGUGUUAAAAUAUGAGCAGUAUCUUGACAAUCCACUGGUCCGUUUUCUCCUCAAGAAGGCUCUGACCAAUCAAAGGAUAGGACAUUUUUUCUUCUGGCAUCUCAAGUCAGAAAUGCACAACAAAACUGUGAGCCAGAGGUUUGGACUGCUUUUAGAGUCUUACUGCAGGGCUUGUGGCAUGUACCUCAAACACCUGAGUAGGCAGGUAGAGGCCAUGGAGAAGCUCAUCAACCUCACUGACAUCCUCAAACAGGAAAAGAAAGAUGAGACACAAAAGGUCCAGAUGCGGUUUCUUGUGGAACAGAUGAAAAGACCCGACUACAUGGAUGCUCUGCAGAACUUUACCUCUCCUCUCAACCCAGCACAUCAGCUUGGAAACCUGAGGUUUGAUGAAUGCAGGAUCAUGUCAUCAGCAAAAAGGCCAUUGUGGCUAAACUGGGAGAAUCCCGACAUCAUGUCAGAGCUUCUUUUUCAGAACAAUGAAAUUAUCUUCAAAAAUGGAGAUGACUUGCGCCAGGACAUGUUGACGUUGCAGAUUAUUAAAAUCAUGGAGAACAUUUGGCAGAAUCAGGGACUGGAUCUUCGGAUGUUGCCUUAUGGCUGUCUGUCAUUAGGCGACUGUGUAGGUCUCAUUGAGGUGGUCCGCAGCUCUCACACCAUCAUGCAGAUUCAGUGUAAAGGAGGCUUGAAAGGAGCCCUGCAGUUCAACUCCAACACGCUACAUCAGUGGCUGAAGGACAAAAACAAAGGAGAGAUGUAUGACAUGGCUGUGGAUCUGUUCACGAGGUCUUGUGCUGGCUACUGUGUAGCUACAUUUAUCCUGGGGAUUGGAGACAGGCACAACAGCAAUAUUAUGGUCAAAGAUGAUGGACAGUUGUUUCAUAUAGAUUUUGGACAUUUCCUGGAUCAUAAGAAGAAAAAAUUUGGCUACAAGAGAGAGCGAGUGCCCUUCGUACUUACCCAAGACUUCCUCAUUGUCAUCAGCAAAGGAUCACCAGAAUGCACAAAGACCAAAGAGUUUGAAAGGUUCCAGGAGAUGUGCUACAAAGCUUACUUGGCCAUCCGACAACACGCCAACCUCUUCAUCAACCUGUUCUCCAUGAUGCUGGGCUCCGGCAUGCCUGAACUGCAAUCAUUUGAUGAUAUUGCUUACAUCAGAAAGACACUAGCCCUGGAGAAAAGCGAGCAGGAGGCUUUGGACUAUUUUAUGAAACAGAUGAAUGACGCUCACCAUGGAGGGUGGACCACCAAGAUGGACUGGAUAUUCCAUACAAUUAGACAACAUGCACUGAACUGAUACCUCACACACCAACAAAGCCCACCAGUCCCAACAUGGAGCAUUUAUUUAAUUUACAAAGAAGUGGCAAAGUCAUUCAAAGAUUUUUAUUUGCCUUUAAGAGCAGAAACACUAACAGACUAGCGAUGAUGGAGAAUUCCACUUUGAUUUAUUAUUCUUUGAAGCACUUUUUUUAUGAAACAUGGUUCAUGAUUUUCUGCAUUUUCAUGAGAUUUUUUUGUCUGCCUUCCAAUGUGGUCUUGCACUAUCUCUGCUUCUGCCAGGGUCUCUUUGAGAUGACUUUCAUCAUGACCCUGUGAAGAUGGGUCGAAGCUGGAAGAAGCUUGUAUCCCUGGCUACUAUGCAUUCUUUUUUUUUCUCAACCACACGAACAAAUUGAAUUCUUUCUCUUAUUAUGCUGCUCUUAAAAAAAACAAAAAACAAACAAAUUGGACAAAUAUAGUUUAAAGAAGCUGCAUCUGCCAAUGUAUUAAUGUAGCCACAGAGUAUGUAGAGCUUGCUACCCCUUUGGCCAUAUAAGGACAACAAUUUGACUCAGUCGCAUCACUACUGAGGAGACAGUGGGCACAAGGAACCGUCUAAGUUAUUUUAUUUAAUACAAGUUAUAUUUGUUGUACAGUGGAGCAUUUUUGAUGAACGGGAGCUUCUGUGAUGUCUUCCACCAUCCUUAUAAAGCUGCCUCUAACGUCUGAUUUGGCCUUAGCUUUUCCAUCUUUGUGUGGACAUUUCAAGGUUGGAAAACUGCAGUGACAUCUGUUGCUGGUUGUGUACAGUUUUCCCACAGCCUCAGUGAAGCAGCGCUCCAUCUUUGGGAACGUUGGCAGAGCAGUGUUAAACUCCUGCAUUGAUAUCAGGGUGAUGAGGCCUCUCCAUCAAAAAAAAAACAACAACAAAAAACAGCACUUAGAAAUGUUAGAAACAAUUUAUUUAUGUAUUUACUUUAUUUCAGUUUGAACAAAAACAAAAUCCGAACUCCAGAAACUAUUGUUUAUGUAUUUGUGUUAUUUACUGCUUCUUCUGACUACCACAAGUGCAACAGCUUACUCUGUUACUCGAUUAGAGUUAAGCAUACGCUCUUAAGACAGACGAUGCCUUUCUUUUGCUUCUGACACUUUUCAGUUAAGCGUCUAAUUUGGCCUUAUCAGUAACCCAGUUUUUUUUCCUCAUUGUGGCUUGUUUGCAGCCAUGUGCAGAAUGGUUUGUUUUGGGAUGUAAAACAGAAAAGGUGAAGGUGCCAGUCUAAAAUUUAAUCAGUAUUGAGACCUAUGAGCCUCUGGGUUUGUCUGUUGUUGGGAGGCAGAGACCCAGGGGAAUGUCAUGUCUUCCUCUUGAUAAAAUGCCUUGGCAUCACAACACAACACUGAAAACUGUUAAGCCCCAGAAACUCUGGUCUAAGUGAAUUCUAGUAAGCAAACCCUGACAGGACAUGAGGCAGUUUUCAGGAACGUCUAAAUUUGACUAUGAUUAUGCAUUAUUUGUAUUUCUGUCACAGUUAAGUUUAUGAAUUUCAGCUAGUCUCCUAAUUAAAUGUCUCUGACUCAUGGACAAAGUGUUUUUUAAAUGUACUUAUUAGACAUUUACAUUUUUUUUAAAACAUGGAGACUACUGGCCUUAUUUGAAACAGACGUUAUUUUGCACGGUGAUAAAGUCAUGCCCUGCAUCUUUUUGUUAAAAGCCUAAACUAGAUACACGUUUUUUUUGUUUUUUUUUACAACAAACAUUUGAGUAUUAUGCUUUUGCAUCACUGUAGUGAAAUUGUAUUUGUGUCAUCUUGUAUGUGGAGUUAUUUAAACAAAUUAUUUAGAAAUGAUGGGGUAGCCUUUAGGUGAAGUUAGCAAGGACAGAACCCCACUGAGCCAUAAGGGUUUAUUCUCCAGCUAAACCUCUAACAUCAGUCUUUUAAUCUGAAAAGGCAAAAGGAAAAUGUGAAAUAAAAUGAUAGAACUACUAGUCAAAAAGUGUUGUUUGGCCUGCAGCCUUUAUCGGGACAGCACAGUCACUUGUCAUGUGAUUAAUCAGCAGUUUGUUAAUCUAACAGGAUUCAUCGGAAUUCUUUUAAUGUAGUGCAGGAUGAGAAAAAAGGGAAUUUUGAUAUGAAAUUCAUAUUUUUUUAUGUAUUUGGUAGGUGAUGGUAAGUAACACAGGGUUACAACUUGAAAAAAAUGCCUGCCUGUUUUUGGUAUUAAAUUUAGUGCCAUAGUGACAGUAAACGUCCUCAGCUGCACUGAAGCUCUCAUGGAUAGGAGACAGUAUUUCAUAUGAAGUGGUGCCUCACAAUCUCUUCACGAGCACCCUACAAUCUCUCGGUGUAUGUCGAAAGACAGAUGUACAUACAGCGAGUUUAUCCUCUUAACAACAUGACGCUAAAUUCGUUUAUUGGAAAGUUCCAACUGAUUGUAUUGAAAAGCCAAAGUUGUGGUCUGGUCUGAUGUGGCGUACACGUGUCAUGUCAUAUUUGCGCCUUAUUAAUGGCUUGAAUGUAUUUAAUUGCUAACAUGGACCUUAAAUGCACUCAUGUUUUUUAUGUUUUUGAAUUGUUCAUGUAAUUUUUUUCUAAAGUUGGAUGCAGUGCCACUAAACACCACAGAUUAUAAGCAGUGUUUUGCCUUUUUGUUAUUUUCUGUAAUGUGACAACAGGCAGCACAAAGUCCUGUAAAAUCUCAUGCUGAAGCUGCAUCCUGCAGAAGGUAUGUCAGUUCUGGACUUUAAAGAAUGAAAA
This is a messenger RNA of Melanotaenia boesemani (Boeseman's rainbowfish), 6438 nucleotides long. RefSeq names its product phosphatidylinositol 4,5-bisphosphate 3-kinase catalytic subunit alpha isoform-like. Gene Ontology annotation, molecular function: 1-phosphatidylinositol-4-phosphate 3-kinase activity; 1-phosphatidylinositol-3-kinase activity. Gene Ontology annotation, biological process: cell migration; phosphatidylinositol 3-kinase/protein kinase B signal transduction; phosphatidylinositol-mediated signaling. The record is from RefSeq and is a predicted model, not a curated record. Lineage: Eukaryota; Metazoa; Chordata; Actinopteri; Atheriniformes; Melanotaeniidae. The transcript is spliced from 26 exons. Gene Ontology annotation, cellular component: plasma membrane; phosphatidylinositol 3-kinase complex, class IA; cytoplasm. The coding region runs from base 513 to 3719 and encodes 1068 amino acids.